Messenger RNA from Erinaceus europaeus (western European hedgehog), 913 nucleotides. It is a transcript of the gene TMIE, whose product is annotated as transmembrane inner ear. The record is from RefSeq and is a predicted model, not a curated record. The transcript has 3 exons. The coding region runs from base 61 to 369 and encodes 102 amino acids. Lineage: Eukaryota; Metazoa; Chordata; Mammalia; Eulipotyphla; Erinaceidae.
ACGGCGCCGCCCAAGCCCAAGCCACCCCCGCUGACCAAGGAGACGGUGGUGUUCUGGGACAUGCGUCUGUGGCACGUGGUGGGCAUCUUCUCGCUCUUUGUGCUCUCCAUCAUUAUCACGCUGUGCUGUGUCUUCAACUGCCGAGUGCCACGCACCCGGAAGGAGAUUGAAGCCCGCUACCUGCAGCGCAGGGCAGCCAAGAUGUACACAGACAAACUAGAGACGGUGCCACCGCUCAACGAGCUGACGGAAAUCCCCGGAGAGGACAAGAAGAAGAAGAAGAAGAAGAAGGACAGUGUGGACACAGUAGCCAUCAAGGUAGAGGAGGAUGAGAAGAACGAGGCCAAGAAGAAGAAAGGAGAGAAGUGAAGAGGGCUUCCAGGAGGCAGCCCCGGGCCCCGCGGGCCCCCAGCCCGAGUCCUGCCCACAGACCAGGCACCCUGGGCUCCAAGUGCACCCAGGGCCCAUCCGGGUCCAGCUUCCUGCCACUCAGGGGCAGGAACAAGACCUGCCCCAGCCAGGACUGCCCCUCCCGCCCCCGCAGCACUGGCCUUGUUCCUGUCCCCCUGCAGACCCACAGCGACCUCAUCCCCACCCUGACGAGCCACCCCACACCCUUCUGCUGGGACCGCACUGGUCUGGAGGCAUGAUGGGAUGCGGGUCCCUUCUGGAAGGCGUUGGCUGAACUGGAGUGGAGGGGCUGAGGUGCAGGCUACACCCAGGCCGACAGAGAGGAGGGAGCAAGCAGGUCACUGGGUGAGCUGGGAGCAGGAGGGUCUCAGACCAAGACAGAUGGCAGCCCGGCGGCAAGGUCUGCCCCAGACACGGCAGGGCUGCUGGCCGGGGAGGAGGGACACAAGUGGCCCCAGAAGCAGAUCCUUUAGUCCUCAGCUGCCAAGCUCCAGGCAAUGGG